GACGGCUGUGGCUGCCCUUGGCAGUGCCUGACAGACUAAUUGCCAUUUCGAGGGUGGUUUUACUUUGGCUGAACCCUGUCGCGGAUUGGAAUUUGGAUGUGUUCUCUUGGCUGGGGUUGCCAUGUAAUAGGCGCCGUGGUGACCGGCCAGCGGCUUCCUGGAGCUCCGGCCUCGCUCAGGACGACUGUCUCAGGGGCCUUCCGUGUAGGACCCGCUUUUUGUCAAAAUGGCAGCGCCCAUCGUGUACUGGUGUCCAUGAAGUGAGAGAUUGAGCUGUGGGUGAGAGCGUGUGUGCCCUUGACAUUUCUUAUCAGCACUGCUUCACUGAAUCCCUGUAUUCAGUAUGUAAAUAUCAUGAGGAAGAAUAACUGUCACGUCCAUCUUCUCAUGAAAGUGCUCCAGGAACAACUCACUUGACUGAGGCUAGGGGUACAGAGCAGGACAAAAAGACUGGUGAUGGCAGUGGCAAGUCAGAGAGCAUCAGAAGUCCAGGAGGUGAUGGAGCACUGUCCUGAUACUCCGAGUCUGGGGAAGAACCUGGAAGGGAUUCUGUGUGCUUUUAGUUCCCAUCUCCUUAAAGCAGGCAACACAGGGGGACCUGGGUACUGUUCUCUACAGCUGCUUCAUCAUUUUGCUUUCUCACCACCAGUGCACAGAGUUCCAGUUUCUCUACGCAGGAGAAUCUGUGAGGAGUUUCUAUGAUGGUUUGUUCAGCUCUCAGGAGGGCUGCCCAUGCACACGUCUGCCUGGUGAGGAAGAUCAGUCCUGUCAGCAGAAGCCAUCAGCAUCAUGUGUGGGGUUCCAGGCCGGCUGCAUCAGAGUUUGUUGCCCAAGGAGCUCCAGGCAGUGUCACAGAGUUGCUGGGCAAGUCCUACCCUCAGGAUGACCAUACCAACCUCACCCAGAAGGUCCUGUCCAGAGUUGGGAGGAACCUGCACAACCAGCAGCACCACCCUCUGUGGCUGAUCAAGGAGAGAGUGAAGGAGCACUUCUACAAGCAGUAUGUGGGCCGCUCUGGGACACCACUAUUCUCGGUCUAUGACGACCUAUGUCCAGUGGUCACCACCUGGCAGAACUUUGAUAGCCUGCUCAUCCCAGCUCACCACCCCAGCAGGAAGAAGGGGGACAAUUACUACUUGAAUCGAACUCACAUGCUGAGAGCACACACUUCUGCACACCAGUGGGACUUGGUGCAUGCAGGACUGGAUGCCUUCCUGGUGGUGGGUGAUGUCUACCGGCGUGACCAGAUUGACUCCCAGCACUACCCAGUUUUCCACCAGUUGGAGGGUGUUCGGCUCUUCUCCCAGCAUGAGUUAUUUGCUGAUAUAAAGGAUGGAGACUGCCUGAAGCUCUUUGAACAAAGUUCUCGCUCUGCUCAUAAGCAAGAGACACAUACCAUGGAGGCCUUGAAGCUUGUAGAGUUUGACCUUAAGCAAACUCUCAGCAGGCUUGUGACAUACCUGUUUGGAGAUGGGUUGGAGAUAAGAUGGGUGGACUGCUACUUUCCUUUUACUCAUCCUUCCUUCGAGAUGGAGAUCAACUUCCACGGAGAAUGGCUAGAAGUUCUUGGCUGUGGGGUGAUGGAACAACAACUGGUCAAUUCAGCUGGUGCUCAAGAUCGAAUGGGCUGGGCUUUUGGCCUGGGGUUAGAAAGACUGGCCAUGAUCCUCUAUGACAUCCCUGAUAUCCGCCUCUUCUGGAGUGAGGACGAGCGCUUCCUGAAGCAGUUCCGCAUCUCGGACAUUAAUCAGAAGGUGAAGUUCCAGCCUCUCAGCAAAUACCCUGCCGUGAUAAAUGACAUCUCAUUCUGGUUGCCCUCUGAGAAUUACACAGAGAACGAUUUCUAUGACUUAGUCCGAACAAUUGGAGGAGACCUGGUGGAAAAGGUUGAUCUUAUAGACAAGUUUGAACAUCCAAAGACCAACAGGACCAGCCACUGUUACCGCAUCACCUAUCGCCACAUGGAACGGACACUGUCCCAGAGAGAGGUCACACACGUCCAUCAGUCUGUGCAGGAGGCCGCAGUGCAGCUUCUGGGCGUGGAGGGUCGGUUUUGAUGUCACCUCUUCUCCCCACCUGUGGCCCUCUCAGGGCUCCAGGAUUUGCUGAAAGAGGAAAACCUAUUGUUUGUGACCUGGAACAUCAGUCAUCUGUUGGUAAAUGGUCAGUUUGAGGACUUGGAGGAAAUAAAGGAUCGCUCUUGAAGGCGU
Ictidomys tridecemlineatus (thirteen-lined ground squirrel) is the source of this 2210-nucleotide messenger RNA. It is a transcript of the gene Fars2, whose product is annotated as phenylalanyl-tRNA synthetase 2, mitochondrial. The record is from RefSeq and is a predicted model, not a curated record. Gene Ontology annotation, cellular component: mitochondrion; cytoplasm. Gene Ontology annotation, biological process: phenylalanyl-tRNA aminoacylation. Gene Ontology annotation, molecular function: phenylalanine-tRNA ligase activity; ATP binding; tRNA binding. NCBI's taxonomy places the organism in Eukaryota, Metazoa, Chordata, Mammalia, Rodentia, Sciuridae.